AUGGGUAAUGCUACAGAGAUUGUGGCUCAGAUGAGAAGAGAGCUGGAUAAUAGGACAAUCUACAUUGGGCACCCACCUGUUUGGGGGACUGAAGCCUUGCUUCCACCUAAGUUUUGUGACAACAGAAUUAUCUCCUCUAAGUAUACAAUCUGGAACUUCCUCCCCAAAAACCUUUUUGAACAAUUCAGAAGAAUUGCCAAUUUCUAUUUUCUCAUCAUCUUUUUGGUUCAGGUAAUAGUAGACACACCUACCAGUCCUGUGACCAGUGGUUUGCCCCUGUUUUUUGUAAUCACAGUCACCGCCAUUAAACAGGGCUAUGAAGAUUGGCUCAGACAUAAAGCUGAUAAUGAGGUGAACAAGUACCCUGUCACUGUACUUGAAAAUGGCAAGAGAAAUCGCAAAGAAAGCAAGAAUAUCAAGGUUGGGGACAUUGUGGAGGUCACAGAAGAUGAGACAUUCCCUUGUGAUCUUAUUCUCCUGCAGUCAAGUCGAGAUGAUUGUACUUGCUUUGUUACUACUGCCAGUCUGGAUGGAGAGUCCAACCACAAGACUCACUUUACUGUAUGUGACCGCUGGGAAAAGGAAAUAAGUUUCCUCAGUGCUACCAUUGAGUGUGAACAGCCACAACCAGACCUCUACAAGUUUGUUGGCCGAAUACACAUUUACAAAGAAGGCCAGGAUUCCACAGUGAGAUCACUGGGUCCUGAAAAUCUCCUGCUUAAAGGUGCUACUUUAAAAAACACCAAGAAGAUCUGUGGUGCUGCAGUUUACACUGGAAUGGAAACAAAAAUGGCUUUAAAUUAUCAGGGAAAGUCUCAGAAACGUUCAGCAGUUGAGAAAUCCAUCAAUGCCUUUCUCAUUGUGUAUCUUUGCCUUCUUCUCAGCAAGGCUCUUGUUUGCACCACACUCAAAUACAUAUGGCAGAACAAGUAUGGAGAUGAUGAGCUAUGGUAUAAUCAGAAAACGCAGAAAGAGAAGAAAACCUAUAUGUUCCUGAGGAUAUUUACAGAUUUUCUGUCAUUCAUGGUCUUAUUUAAUUUCAUCAUUCCUGUGUCAAUGUAUGUGACUGUUGAGAUGCAGAAGUUCCUUGGUUCCUUUUUUAUCACUUGGGACAGAGAUUUUUUCGAUCCUGAAAUUCAAGAGGGUGCUCUGGUUAACACGUCUGAUCUUAAUGAAGAACUGGGACAGGUAGAAUACAUAUUUACAGACAAAACAGGAACUCUGACCCAAAACAACAUGGAGUUUAUCGAAUGCUGUAUUGAUGGUUUUCGCUAUAACUAUCGUGAAUCUAGCACAGAGUUAGAUGGCUUCUGCACAACAGAUGAGCCCAUCAGCAAGCUUCAUGAGAAAGCUGGUCGGGAAAAGGAAGAACUUUUUUUGCGGGCAUUGUGCUUGUGCCACACAGUUCAAAUAAAAGAAGCUAGCGAAAGUAGCCAGGUGGAUGGGGUUGAUGGACUUACUGAUGUCACCUCAGAUGACCAAUGCAGUUAUAUUGCUUCUUCUCCUGAUGAGGUGGCUCUGGUCAAAGGUGCCACCAAAUAUGGGUUCCGAUUCUUAGGCCUUGAAAAUAACUGCAUGAAGGUUGAGAACCGAAGCAGAGAUGUAGAGAAGUAUGAGCUCCUCCAUGUGCUGAAUUUUGACCCUGUUCGUCGAAGGAUGAGUGUUAUUGUGAAAACUAAGACAGGUGAAAUUUUAUUGUUCUGCAAGGGUGCUGAUUCUUCUAUGUUUCCAAGAGUACAAGAAGAAGAAGUGGAGAGAAUCAGAAUGCACGUUGAACGCAAUGCCUUAGAGGGAUACCGUACACUGUGUGUGGCAUACAAAUCACUAACUCCAGAAGAGUUUGAAGUGGUUAAUGGAUUUUUACAGGAGGCCAAGCUUGCUCUACAGGACCGUGAGGAAAAGCUUGCAAAAGUCUAUAAUGACGUGGAAACUGGAAUGCACCUCAUAGGUGCCACUGCUGUAGAGGACAGUCUGCAGGAAGAGGCUGCAGAGACAAUGGAGUCCCUUCACAGGGCAGGAAUGAAAGUAUGGGUGCUCACUGGUGACAAGAUGGAAACUGCUAAGUCCACAUGUUAUGCCUGCAGACUGUUUCAGAAAAGCACAGAGCUUCUGGAGCUAACAGUGCGGUCAUUGGGGGAGGAUAGUGGAAAACGAGAGGAAAAGCUACAUGAGUUGCUCUUAGACUACCACAAGAAGGCAGUUCAGGACCGACCCAAGAGCAAAGGUGGUAUAUACAGGAGCUGGUCCUCUAGUAUCCCAGAGUUUGGUUUAAUCAUAGAUGGCGCAACACUAUCUCUCAUUUUGAAUGCUACCCUUGAUACCAACGCAAACCGCUAUAAAAGUCUCUUCCUACAGAUCUGUCAAAACUGCAUGGCAGUGUUGUGCUGCCGAAUGGCUCCACUGCAGAAGGCUCAGAUUGUAAAAAUGGUGAAGAACUCGAAAGGUGGUCCUAUCACAUUGUCAAUAGGAGAUGGCGCUAAUGAUGUCAGUAUGAUCCUGGAGGCACACGUUGGCAUUGGAAUAAAAGGUAAAGAAGGGCGUCAGGCAGUUCGAAACAGUGAUUAUGCUAUUCCAAAGCUAAAACACCUCAAGAAACUGCUCCUGGCUCAUGGUCAUCUCUACUAUGUUCGAAUUGCUCAUCUGGUGCAGUAUUUCUUCUAUAAGAACCUGUGUUUCAUUUUACCUCAGUUUCUAUACCAGUUCUUCUGUGGAUUCUCUCAGCAGCCCCUGUAUGACGCUGCAUACCUGACAAUGUAUAAUAUCUGCUUCACCUCCAUGCCCAUCCUGGCUUACAGUCUGUUGGAGCAACACAUCUGCAUUGACAGUCUACUGGAAAAUGCUUCUUUGUAUAGGAGAAUUACAAAAAAUGCCAUGCUGCGCUGGGGUCCAUUCCUAUUUUGGACAUUGCUGGGGCUCUUUCAAGGACUUGUGUUCUUUUUUGGGACUUAUCAACUCUUCCAGAAUCCUGCUCUCGAAGACAAUGGCCAGGUGUUUGGAAACUGGACUUUUGGAACGAUAGUUUUCACUGUUCUGGUGUUUACAGUUACACUAAAGUUAGCCUUGGACACACGGCAUUGGACCUGGAUCAAUCACUUUGUGAUCUGGGGGUCAUUGGCUUUCUAUGUCUUCUUCUCUUUCUUCUGGGGAGGAAUUAUUUGGCCUUCAUUGAAACAGCAGCGUCUCUAUUUUGUCUUUGCUAACAUGCUGAGUUCUGUGUCUGCCUGGCUGAUUAUCAUUCUCCUCAUUGUGGUCAGUCUGCUUCCAGACAUUGUGAUUGGGGUCAUUCGGCAGCCACAGGGUCCUGAUCGCCACCAUAUCAAGCGGCGACUUCCUCAUUCUGGGACCUCCACUAUCUUCAUGUUGUCUCAGACCUCCAGUCGCCACAGCUUUUCUUGGAGUGAAUGAGAUCUGCAGUGUUUCAGUGCUGUCCUACAAGAGCCUCAAAGACCAGGGCUGAAUGCCGACAUCUGCAAGUCAUCAUCCAAGCACGGUUCAUGGGUACUGUGACCCCAGCAGUAGCAACAUGAUACGUCAGUACUGAAGCAAUGCAACAUUCUCAGCGAUACUCCACUUCAACAGCAGUGGGCCAUCACUGAACACAUCGUGAUAGCUGCUUUAAUGAGAGGAGCAGUAAUACGACUUACAAUUUGACCAGUAAAUUUUGUUCCAACUGUUACUUUUCUGCUCCUGUUUCUGCCUUACUGGCAAUGUCUGCAACUGACCACUAUUUUUUUUCCAAUGGUUGCCUGUAGGUAUAGCUGUGAAAACACUGUGUAGUCACUGUUUAUUCUUUUUUUUAACAAAUCCUGAAAAACUCACUGACUGCUUUUUUGAAGUUGGAGGUUUCAGUAUCUUUGUUACGAAAUGACAGACAAUUUGUUUUCUCUAACUGUCUGUUGUAUGGCUGUUGUUACAUGUUCUGCUAAGACUUAUGCCCAGGAUCUGCAUGGCUGGAAACCCAGCAGAUUUAAUGUUCUGCUUUAGCCUCAAGCAGGGUGGGUAAGAAGACAUUUUUAUAUGAAUCUUUUUACUGAUUUGAAAGUGUGGCAAAGUACAAAAGAAAAAAGUGCCCCAAUGCUGUAAAUAAUUUAAAGUUCUUUAAUUUGUAAGUUAUAUUUUAAAGUUUGGUGUCAAAGAUGUAAAGAAGAAAUCCCUUGUAAACGCCCAGUACUUCCACAGCAGCAUUUAUCUUUGUCCUCUAAAACGAAGUUUAAAUUGCAUUCUCCUUUUCCCGAAAUCUCUGUCCAUGUGACCUCUGUGCCAUAUGGCCGUAAAUGAGCUGCACAGAUCUGAUUAGUGAAUUUGCCAGUCGUUUGUAUUGAUCAGAAUUGUUUCAUGGAGCAUAACUUCAGUCUAAUGGUUGGUUUAAUUGUGUUACUAUCUGACAGAAACUGUGCAGCACUUAUCUUUACAUACAGGUCAAGUUUUUCUUCACUGGUGAGUAGAUUCGCAGCAGUGCUUAAUUUCGUGUUUGUUAAUGACUAGACAAAGAACGCUUAUUUUACUCCUUAACUUUUGUGUUAACGUGUCAAAGAGGCAUUCACUGAUGUUUUUACAUUUCUGUCCCUUUGUUAAAAGUGACUGAAUCUUUGCCCAUCUAGCUUUAAUUUCAAUAGCUGGCUCCUGGGUUGCAUAAGCACUGCAGGCAUUUUAGCAUAUUCCUAGGGAAAUCAGAAAUUCUGCCGUAAAUAUGUGCAUUGUAUUCGCAAGAGAAAUGUUUCCUAUAACAAAAUGUGGUUAGAUUAAUAUUGGUUUUAUAUUUCACAAUAUCAUUCCUGUCAGUGUUGCGUUUAAACUAUCCUAAUUUCUUAUGAAGAAUUUUUUAUCAUUUUAUUAGUUACCUUUUAUAAAUGCCUAUGUGUACAGAAGCUCUGUUUUUAAAUGCGGAUUUCUUUUUUUCUCUUUGCCUUUGUUCACAUAACAUGUGGUCCGUUUUAGUAGAUGUUGUCUCUUUUGUCCUUGUAUUCUUUUUUUCUCCUACUGUAAUUGAGAAGUUUCACAUCAAAUAGUUGGUCUCACCCACAUUUUCAGGUACUGUUUCCUAAGUGCCGGCAUUGUGCUGCACAAUACAUGAAGGGAUUAAUAUCUUUCAAAGACAAGCUUAGUCUUUUCUGCCCUAUUGUAAGAUGAAAAAUGAACUUUUUGGAUUACAUUUACAGAAUGAAAUGGUGUGUAGGGGGGAGGGCAGGAAAGGUGAUGCAUACUUCAAACAAUAAAUGUGAAAGGAGAAAUGACAUGCACUUCACAUCACUUGAUCAUUGACUAGAUCACUUUCUUAAAUCAUUCUUGCCAAAGCCCUUAUGUGCAGCACCUAGGGACAGAAGCGCCAUAAAAGUGCCUCCUAACUCCAGCGAUUAUGUACUGUAGUGUCUUGGUGCACUAUUGUAACGGCAGACUGUGUAUUGUAAUAUUGUGCAUUUAACUCUCGUGAAUUAUAAAGUCUCCGGAUAAGCAAAAGAGAACUGGCUUGGCUCCCAUUCAGAAAACAUUGUAUUCAGUAUAUGGAUGCAAAUGUGAUGUCAAUUAUGCAAUAUAAGCAAUAUGAAAUUAUCUGUCUUGUACCAAACACAGAGUCAUUAUGAAUUUACAGUACAUACAUUACUUUUGUGCAUACGUAAAAUAUAGUAGUUCAACUGACAGAGAACCAUUUAAGUUAGGCAGCAAAUAAAUAGUAGGAGUCUGAGUGCUAACGUCCGCGCUUGCAAUGAUGUAGUUGGGAGAGCUGCUUAAGGACUACCAUGUCUGUAAAGUGAAGCUCAAGGCCUUCCUCAUUUUUAUACAUGUGGUAACUGGUCCAUUCUACAGUAAAUGACCGUCCUCCUUCACGUCUGAUUCCUCAUGAUGCAUUGUAUUUUAAUUUUAGCUGUUGUCAGUUUACAUUUGUACCAAAGAAAAGAAGCAAUCUUUCCCUUUUAAGACUUAAGAAUUUCACUUGACUGUGAAUCUUAAAACUACUAAAGCCAAUGGGUCACUUCCCAUCAAGUCCAUUGGAAUCACGGUAAGGACUGGCUCUUCGUAGAAUGAUCCUUUUAACUUGUACUGUCAAAGAUGACAUUGGGGCCAAGUCCAUUAUCUAGUCCUCCUGUGUACUGUUGAUAGAGAUCAACCCUGUAGAACGUGGGUCUGAAGUAUCCUGAAAAAUACAAAUAAGACAUCCUCCAAAUGAUCAGACAUCAUCAUUUUUCAUCCUAGCAGACUUAUGAAGUGUACAUCAUUCAACUUUUCUGCUUCCAGAUUAAGUGCGACCGUAACCUGAAGUGAACGCAUUUCUUAUUUCUCAGUGCUUUACACUUCAUUAAACGUAUUGAGUUUGUGUGCAUUAAAGUGUCUGUCAUGAUAAAAAUUGAUGACCAUAGCCUUCUCCUUCAAUGGAAAAUUGAUUUUGUUGAAGACCUGCAUAUUUGUAAUAGUCAUUUUGAAUAAAUUAAUUAAUGCUGAAUGAAUGCCUUUCCUACACCAGUGAUUGCAUGGACUGGUUGCUGGAACUAUCAUGCUACCAUGGCUAAUUAAUCAGUCUGUGCAGAGCUUUAUGAGCUUUUUAGUUUUUUAUUUAUUUAUUUAUUUUGACAGAACACCAACAAAGUCAACUCACUGCCUUGUUCUUUGUUACUUGUGUAGUUUGCCUGCCACACUGGUUACUGCAGGAGCUACCAUCUUACCAAGCGAGCACAAGCCACAGUUCUCAUACCCAUCAGCCUGCAUGUCCAUACAGCUGAGAAAGAAUAAAAUGAUGUGUUGAGGGCAAUCAGAAAACUGGGCUAUUUCUUUAGAAAAUGCAUGAGCACUGGAGAUGAGAGUAUGACAACUGCAUGUGUUACAGAUUAGUUAUUAUGAUGUAAUUGACACUGGUAGAUUGUUUGAAAGGGGGUCCAAACCUGUGCUCAACUUUAAAAACUUGUUUUUUUUUUCAUAAUGUAUAAAAUUUUGUUACAUUUUAUAAGCAUUCAUCUAUUUUUUAAUUAAUGUGUAUUUUAGGUAUGUUCUUGGUGCCUGCACAAUCGAGUCUGUCCUAUGGGUUAUUGAAAUGCAUUCCGGUUCAUAAUCAUGUGUAAUUCCUAAACUUGUACUAUUUAUUGAAUGUGUGAUUCAUCUUUAAUUUUAGAAAGGUGGCCAUAGUGUGUGUAUAUGUGUUUAUAUUACUUCCCAGCUUCGGUGUGAGAACAUUGAGCCGUACUCCCUCUGCUUCUUUAAAGAUUUGUCUUUUUUUAUUCCUGUGGAUUCAAUAUUUUAAAGUUGUCAUGCUGGGUGUGCUUCUAAACCUGGGUGUCAAAAUGAACAUGUACUCGCCCAGGUUUUUUUGUUUUGGACUGUUGUGUAUUAUGUGGAGCACAUCUACCUACCCAUCCAUCCAUCCAUCAAUCAAUCCAGUCUGUCCAUUUUCUGAAUCUGUUUAUUCCAGUACAGGGUCAUGGCGUGGCGUGUCCUGUCCUAUUGUAGGUGAAAGACAUGAAAAUAGUAAAUGGAAUGGUGAUAAAUAUUCAUUAUGUUCUAACAAAUCCAAUUGGUACUGUAGAUAAAUGUACCUGGGGGGAUCAAGAAGCUGUCCUUCAGGCAAGACAACAAUUCUUAGGUGAAACAGAGGAGAAGGAAGUGGGCUACUUGUUAUUUUAAAAAAGCCACUCAUGAAACUGGCAAGGGACAAAUGCAUUCUGUGGAGUAGCAAUAAAGCAAAAUAACCUUAAGAUCUUCAAAGAAUUGUACAUUAGAGUGCAUCUUAAUAUAUAAAUAUAUAAGUAUUUAAAAUUCUGAAUUGAGUAAAAGUUUAAAAAAAGAAUUCUAUUCUGGGAACUAAAUUUACUUUGUCUGCUGCAGAGCUCGAUAACCUGUCAUUUCCAAGAUUUUUGUUAUGUUCAGCAGACUUCAACACUUCUGGGGAAAAACAGAAAACAGGCUACAAAAUUCUUUAUCAGUUUGGUGUCCUGCUUGUAAGGAUAUCCAAUCCAGUCUCCUGUUUUCCUCUGGAAGUAAAAAGAAAAUGAACUGUGCUAUGAAUGUGACAAUGCCUACUGUUUACAUUGCUCAAGCUGAGCAGCUCUCGUUCACGGGUGCGCUGAGCACUCGCGCUGCAGACCACUGUAAUGCUUCAUGAGGUGCCUGUUUAUUAAGGUUUUGCAUAAGCUUGUCAAGGAGUUUGCUCAAGUGGAUGUCUUUUAUGUUGAAAAUGAAUGUAUCUCCAAAAAAAAAAAAAUUUGUAGAUUUUAAGAAAAUCAAUGAAAAUUAAAAAAAAAAAAAAAAAAAAAAA
Erpetoichthys calabaricus (reedfish) is the source of this 8242-nucleotide messenger RNA. It is a transcript of the gene atp11c, whose product is annotated as ATPase phospholipid transporting 11C. Gene Ontology annotation, molecular function: magnesium ion binding; ATPase-coupled intramembrane lipid carrier activity; ATP binding. Lineage: Eukaryota; Metazoa; Chordata; Cladistia; Polypteriformes; Polypteridae. Gene Ontology annotation, cellular component: endoplasmic reticulum; recycling endosome; trans-Golgi network. Gene Ontology annotation, biological process: phospholipid translocation. The record is from RefSeq and is a predicted model, not a curated record.